AAGUUUCAAGCAGGGGACUCUUUUUCUUCAGGAUUUUGUUUUCUUCUCUUUGUCCUCGUUUGGCGAGAGAUUUACUUAUUUUGUUGUUUUGAUUGGUUGUCGUUUACUUGUUUUGCAAUCAUGUGUCUGUAUAAGAAGCCAGAAGUUGUAAUAGAUGUAAUUGGAAUUGCAACAUGAAAAGAAUUUUUACUAUUGGGAAACUAAAAGCACCACUCGAUAUGUUCACGCUCGACGUCAUCCACCUCAUCACUUUCUUAUUCGUGUUGUUUAGGUCGAAUACUUCUAGGAGUAUAAUCUGUAUAAUCUUCAACGACGUGGUGAGUUUUGCUUUAUUUGUAUCUUCACGUCAUGCAAGCAAGAAAAAACCGUUAAAAAGAAGUGCAUGUAUUUAUUAUAGAGUAGUCCGUUUUUCGAGUUACGGGUUGCUCGAGUUCUCUCGAGUUGCCACGAGUUGCCGAAACUCACACGCCCAGUCCGGCGCGAGUUGCUAACGAGUUCCUCUCGGCAGCUUGCCACUUUGAAAGCGCAGCACCCCGCGGCGGUAUGGCGGGCCAAGAUGCCGCGGAGUUCAGGGGGAAGCUCGUGGCCAGUUGUUUCGUGGCAGCUUUGCCGUUUGUAUUAAAGAGACACGCCCCGGCCGAGCUCUUCGGGGCUUGUUGGGCUUAGCGAAAGUAUGAAGGCGAGCCCGGGGCCUUUUUUGUUUGAGUGGCGCGCGCGCAAGCCUUGUGAAGUGCAGCGAUUCCCUCGCGGUGUCGGUGUCUCUGCAUGGUCGUGCGCUGAUGUCGGUCGCGAUCUGGCUCUGUUUUUUUUGCUGGUGAGUGGCCAGCUUGUUCGGCUUCUUGGGGCCCCUGUUUGCGCUGUAGUGGGCUCACUGAGUAGCGCGCCGCCUAGUGGGUAGCGGUAGCAUCACAAGCAGGGCCCCCCUGAGUAGUGUAGACGCAUCGGGAUCGGAAUGGAGUAGGUUUAUUUGUGUGCUUGUUUUAUAGGACAGCAGCUAUACCAGGCAGGCGCGCUAUCUUAGUAACACAAAACUACGAGGGCAGGGCCCUGGGUGGCGUUGCUCUUGUCUGCCCCGCGCAUGCAGCGCCUCGCAGAGAAGAGGGGGCGCUACUGGAGGCGUUCGCUUGUGAAGGUGGUUUGCGCCCCUGGGCAACGUAUUUGACGCUUCGAAGAUAGUGCGCCCGAAGGGCGCAGCGAAAAUUAUUUUGGUAUGGAACUCGUUCAACUCGAGCAACUCGAGCAACUCGACCCGAUAUCGGGCGCAAAAAGUCUAAUUCUAUUAUUAGUACUAUAUAUAAUUUACCCCUGAUUAGAAGCACGAUCAUCACGAAUACGAAAACGAUUAGCGCACGACCGGCUGCAUCAGCAACAUGGCGUGGUCACGUCGCGGAGGCCUCUUCUACUUUCUGGGAACAAGAACCAGUUUCUGGGUCGCUCGAGCAGUACAGCCACCAACCAGAAGCAGAGCAGCUGAAGAUCAUCUUGAUCUUUCAGGGGAACAAGAUGCCGACAGCGAGACGAUAGCAGGAGCCUCUUCAGCACGAGUUAAGCUUAAGCUCCUCACAGUAUUAUAGUACAUAAAUUUAUGCAGGAAGUAGAGUUACUUAGAAUUAGAGCAGGCACGCGACCAGUCGCGACGACCACACCAGUAUGAUAAUCAGGACAAGCAUAUCUACUCACGUAAGAGUCUUAACGAACGCGAACCCCACACUCCAUAAAAGUGAGUAGGCUUUUUAGGGUAAUGAAUAUCAUCUGGAUGCUGUAUCAUUUGGAUGGGUGUUGAAGAACACUCUGGUCGCCAACUAUACAGUUCUAAGAUCAACAUGAUUUUUAAUGAAAGCUCAGCAACUACAUUCUCACCAACUAUACAGUUCUAAUAUGAAUGAAAGCUCAGCGGAUGACAGCAGACCACAGAUAACGUCGCAGGAGGCUGACUCGGUUGUCACUGGAGGAGCCUCUGCGGAAACGACCGUUGUACCAGCGGACGAUGAUCACCUUUAUUCAAUGUCUGGUGCUCAACCUCCAGGUGGAUAUUUUUCAGGAAUGCCUCAACCUCAAGCUGCGCCUCUUCCUGCGAUGAUGCUUCAGACGGCUCAACAAGUGCUAGAUCCAUCUGCACCAAUCGUGUCUCAACCUCAGCCGCCAUAUGAACCUGAUGGAGUAGCUCAAGCUCAACAGCUACAGCACAGUGCAGCGCAACCUCAACAGCACCACGGUGCAGCAGGAGCGACAUAUCAACCUCAAGAAGGGUUCCAUCAAGUUCAGCCGGGCAUGUGGCCGAUGCCUCUACCUUUCAUGUUUCCUGGCAGUACUGCAGUUUCUUGGCGCCCUGUUAAUACUGCCGCUUGGCAUCCUCACGGUCGUCAAGAGUCGAAUUCUGAACCUGCUGCUCCUGUGAACCCUGCCCCUUGGCGGCCUCACGCACAGGAGCCUCCGUCUGAAGCUGCUCUGAUGAAGGAGUUCCGCGACGAGUGCGUGAACCUCUGGCGUCACGACACCCGACGUCACAUACAUUCUAGAGUAGUUGUUAGGGCUCAUAUUUAUAUCAUAGUAAGUCUACGGGUGCAGCUAAUUGAUUGAAAGGGUGGUGGCAUAUAGUCCUAACGCAAAAAAAAAAUGCAGCUAGUAGGAACAGCAUCUUCAUCAGGGAUACACAGAUGACAUGUGAGUGCGACUUGACCACAACCCCUGACUACGCAGGCUCGUCUGACUCUUAGUAGAGCUAGACAUCACAGCCAUCACAAGAACUCAUUUCUUAUCAAUUAUGAACUUUGUGCGAGAUUAAUUCUAUGGUAUUGUAUAGACCGGAAAACAAGAAUUUGCUAUCUUCUAAUUGUAAUACCGAUGAAGUUCGAGAAAUAAAUCAACGUCGGUGGAGAAUGCCACAGAAGGAAGAAUUCUCCACCCCCCAGGUGCACCCAAGAGAAGUCUUGAAAAGCCUGCAAAAGCUGACGUAUAUACCCGGACGCAGGUAUCGCGGUUGGAUCGUAAAAUACUGCCGUAUGGCGUUUGAUGAGAACCAGACUGAACACGACUAGUUGUACUAGACUCCUAGAAGUUGUAACUAGUUGUAGGACAUGAUCAAGCACGCCGAUCAGUUUCAGGAUGUACUUCUUGCUGUUGUAUUUUCAAAAAAAAUUCUCAAAACAAGGAACUGUUGUAGUAAAUGAAACUCAACGAAGAAUUAUCGAAACUAGGCACCUCGAAUCGUUCCAUCGAUGAAAGAUCUUCGACUUCUAUCGAGGGACCUACUUACGUAGGUACUAUUGCUAUUGCUCAUGCUCCUCGAAAAAAAUCAUGCUCCUUUACGAUAACUGUACAGGUCAACGACAACGCCUAAACCACUAAGCGAGCUACCUUCACACUCUUUGGAUAAAGAUGCUAUUUCAUUUUCGAAGAAUAUGAAAUGUUAACGUACUACUAGGCUCUUCUACAAUCUACAUCUUGCUUUUAUUAUAGAAGAUUCAUUGCCUAUAUUUCCCGGCUCUUAAUAUCUCUCGCUUACCAGUUAUUAUAGAAGAGUCGUCUCUUAAAUUCUAAGGCUCUUGAGAAUGUUAAUGUAUAAGUAUAUGUACUAAACUCUACCUUCUCUUCCUCUAAAAUUGCUUUCAAAGGAUUAGCGUGGAUCCAGCCAGACUCUGAAUUUUUAAAAGAAACGAACUGGGAUCAUUCUGACCUCGGCGAUGUGCAGUUUCAUCAAAGCGCUCUUGUUUUUGAACCCGCGGAAUCGGCAUGUUACCAGAAUAUGCUUAUGGGUUUCAACAUGACGUUGAUCAUGUUAGAGCAACAGUUGCUACUUCUUAGAUGAAAUGUUAUAUUUUUUAUUACGUAAUACGAAUAGUAGAAAAAUUGCAAUUUUUGCUUCUCCUUCUGCUUCUAUCAGGUUCUUGUACUAAUUUAAGCUCUACUACUUGCUCUACUUUUCUUAUAUACACGACGAUUUCGUUUAGGUCGUUCUAAUUUAAGCUCGUGCUCUACUUUUCUUAUACGCGACGACUUCGUUGAGCAUGAGCAUGAUAAGUUGGGAUCAAUGUUGCGCAUCAUGGGGGUUGAUUUUCAUGUUCUAAGUUUUCUGCGAACGCGAGAGUAGAGCUUGCAGAGGUUCUUGCGGCGUUGGGGAGGCCGAUGGCUGAUUCCAGAGUUGCGAAAAAAGGCAGUCAGAGCGGACGGUACUAAAAACUUAAUUUGUUUCAAGAUCAACUACAUCUUCCGGAUCUGCGUGCAUUUUCUACUCGGAGAUAUUACACGUUGAAAUAAAAAUGUUGAGAUUUUUUGUAUUUUAUUCAAAUUAGGCAGCUUGCGGAAGAACAUGAACCACCUUCACCGCCAACUACUAUCAACUUCAACAUAUUGAACUACCACACAUGAUGAAGAUAAACUUCCCAUAAAGAUAGAGCUAACUCACACUCGGGGGAUCGACAGCACGACAACAUAAAGACAAGAACAUGAUCAAAUCGUUGCUAUGUCCCAUGUUGAAUGGGCACACGACUCGCUACUACUACUAACUUAUACAACUGCAGAGCGCUUCACACUAGGUCGCUGUCGCUUUCAUUCAGCAUAGAAGGUUCAGACGUGGUGUCAAUUGGGUCUAUGCCUGGCAACAGGAAAGCUUCGCGAAUAGACGGCGUGCUUGCUGGUAUCGGUAAGGGUCCGGGUUCGGGUAAAAUAGCAGUUGAGUUUGAGUUGAAAACGACCCAACUCAACCGUGUUAAAAUCGAAGCGGAUCGAGUCACAGGAGCUUUCGGAGGGAAGCCUCUUAGAGUGGCGCUCGUUGCGGGUAUAAUAGAAGCAAAGUAUUUAAGAUUUUGAACUCUCACUCGUCCAGAAAAAAAUCAUAUCACGACGAGAAUUCAUCGAGAUAAUAAUCACUUUGAAGAUGUUGAGCAGAAGUAGUUGGACAUGCAGUACAUGUUGUUGUUGUUGAGAAUCGGGUUCGAAUGUUUUGUCCUAGAAAUAGAAUCUUCAUCUUAUAUAUCCAAGCGCUACUGAUUCUAAUCCCUAUAUUGUAUAAUAAAUUUUCUUUUCUGGCUGAGGCGUUAUUUGUGAUGGGUGAAGAUAGAUCAACAUUUUUCAGUUCUCUCCCUGUGGUGAUCAUGCUUGAAGAUAUUGUUCUCGUUGUUGAACCAUCUUUCCUUGAUGUCGGACCACGAUCAGAUCAAUUGUCUUCCGAAGGACGAGGACUGCAGCCCACACACCCUUCGUGCACCGCGGGUUGGCCUGUAGGUAUGCCGCUUGUUGAUGAAGCAGAGGCCGCAGCUCUCUCGUCGACUCGACUUCAACGUAGUCGUACUAGUGGAGCUGCGUCAGAAGAUCACAUGGAGGUGGUGGAGGGUGCACAAGAUUAUGUGGAAGCAACUGUGAGGUCUGGGCAAAGUACGCCCGAAAACUUCUACCCGCAAUACACACAACGAGGGCCGGCACCCGGUGACGUGGCGGAGUUGUAUGGCUAGAAGUUCUUGUACUCUUUUUACAACCUGCUGCUUGUGGUUCGUGUGCGAUUCAGCAGUAGCGUGAUCUGAUCAUAGUCAAUCCUUUACAGCUGAAGAUAGAAGUAGUUCGUUUUUGUUUCAAGAGAGGUAGCCUUCUAGCCAUGUAUACUAUAGUAGCUACUUCGGCAUCAGAUGAGUUGUAUCGCUAAUUUCCCCAGAAGAGGUAUUUACGGCCAAGCCUGCCCUUGUUGAGUAGAGGCACUACACCGAAUCCGAAUGACGAUCCUGUGGUGAAGCUUCAAAACUCCGUCGGGAGCCCGGCUGCUUCAAGCUCAAGCAGCGUACAUGCGCAAGGAAAUGCCUUUGUUCCCAGUCCCACUAACCCGAUUUCUCCCGAAUUCCUACAGCAUCAACUCCGUUCCUUGGGAAUAUUACAACUACAAGCUGCUGGAGGAAGACUUCAUCAACUCCAGCAAGAACAGCAGCAACAAGCACAGGGAUCACAAGUGCAGCAGCAGCAGCAGCAGCAGCAGCAGCAGCAGCAGUCUGGAGGAGCCGACAACUAUUUGCAGCAACAGUCGAUGCACCACCAUGGGCAGCAGCGAGGAGGAGGACAGCCAAUGAUUAAGGCUCAAGGUAUUUCAUAUCUUCUACAAGAACAAGUCAUGAUUUGUUUCUCGCAGAAGUUAGUUGUUUCCUUCUUGGGAUCAUGAAGAAGUGUCAUUAUGAAGAAAAGAAAUGAAGAAACGUUUUGAGCUCUAACCGGAUGAUGUACACACCAGGAUCACUUACGCCAGGAGGUUGUAGUGGGAACGCCUUAGCAGGGUCUCCAUCUUCUGCGUCCUGCUCUCCACCUAUGGCAUCAUCAGCGGGUAGUAGUACAAUGCAGGGCAUGGCAGGAGCUCCUGCUUCUCCUAGUAUGGCUAUGGGGAUGAUCAUGAUGAGCCAAUGCGAACAUCCAGGAGUUAUUUCUCCUCCAACAAGCCUCUCUCCGAUGUCGUUGUGGGGACAACACGCAUGCGCGUGGACCGCGAUACCUGCUCAGGCUGAAACUGCAUACAUGAUGAGUAUGCAACAAAUGUUACAGCAGCAGGCACAGCAUCAACAGAGUAGUUCGUCAUCUACUAGAAGUCGACCGGCAGCGCAUGAAAAUCCAACGUCGCAAGAACAAGACGGAAUACGGCAGUCGAUGGCCACUACUCUAUCAGGAGCUGGAGCUGGUACAACCAGCCACCAGCAGGGGAGGACUAUUGCUAUGCGCCCACAACCGUUCUCGGCGUCGUAAAACAUCACGGGAACAACGAGUACUUGCACUACCAUUAAUUUCUCACCACGACAACUCGAAGUCGUCCUUAGAACACUACAUUCAACAACACAUCAUCAAUCUCCAUCUUCGGUUGAUGUUCCUGCGAUCAUUCAAUGGGCAAUCAUGCAACGACUCCUGGCAUGAAGUUGAAGAACCCUAAGAACGCGACGGCAAAAGGUGUUGGCUUUCUACCCUCCAUGCCUCAACUGCUUCGCUUAACGCAGAAAACGCCAGCUAGAAUCAUGAUGGAGCUGCUUUGAAAGUUGUCCCCAUCACUAUGUUGGUAAAGAUUGUAUGCUCGGAAAGCGGACAACUACGCUUGCGUUUGGUCAUGAUAGAUGACAUGAUAAAGAAGCGUCCUUGUUAAGCAGGUCGUCCCGUCGUGAGUGGACGUUGAUGAGGCCUUGGAGCCUCGAUUAACGAACAAACAUCGCUCCGAUUUAUACCUGCUUGACAACAUGCACUUUUACAUCAUGUCGUGUACGAAAAAAUUUAUUGGGCUUAACAGCUCUGGCACUCUUCUCACGCAUACCACGAUAGCAUUGAGUUCUUCUUCAGCGUCUUCCAGCUUGUUUUUUUUUCUAUGUUAUUGAGAGGACCUGGUGAUCUUCGAUGCUAUUGAGUAACAAUAUUUUCACACACAAGGAAGACUUGAGCUUAAACUCAAGAAGUGGAUUAAUGACUUACUAAUGAAAGCGGCUACAAUCUAAACAAUAACAAUUCAUCACUCUUCAUACUAUGGGUAUGGUACUUCGUGCUGAGUUGAUAGCAUCAGCAUGUGGGUACGUAGUUAUUAAAGUAAAAACCUUUAUCAAAAGCAAAACUUGCGAUAUCUUCAAUGUUUUCCACUGCGAUUAAACAACCAGGAGGGCAAUUUGAAAUAACAAGUACUCUGUCGUGCAAUGCUGACGCACGAAAGGUAUUCAGAAGCACUUCAGAGUCAGUUACUUUUGUCUGACGAAACUUGAUUUUACCUUACAUUUUUCGUCGCGUCUCUUAUUUUUUAUCAAGAUAAAUUGCUUUAAUCAAAAUGAAGGGCCACGAUCCACUUCGCCACGACCAUGCUAUUCAAUGUGGGGUAUCUUAUCUAUCAUAAUGAUCCUCGAAGGAACAGGACGACGACCGCGCUCCUGGUGUGUUGUUGUAAUUUUUUCAAGCAAUGACAGAUGGAGAGACCAGGUCAUAAUGUACCUAGUACUGUGCGACUGUCUGAAGGACGCCGUUAAGUGCGUGCUUCCUGCUGGGCGGUUGAUGUGUGUGAGUUUUCGUGUACUUAAUACUCUCUGUUCUUGUUGCCCUUGCUCUUUGCAAUUUUGAUGCAACCACCAC
Molecule: messenger RNA, 8064 nt
Organism: Amoebophrya sp. A25
Lineage: Eukaryota; Dinophyceae; Syndiniales; Amoebophryaceae
Source: the annotation of a GenBank genome assembly